CCUGAGCGCCGGCACGCCGGCGGCCGCCGGCCCCGCUCCGCCGCUCGCCGAGCCCACCGGAGCCGCCACGGGACCAUGGAGGUCGUGGAGGCCAGCACCCUUCAGCAGGAGAGGCUGCAGGCCAUCGCGGAGAAGCGGAAGCGUCAGACGGAGAUCGAGAACAAAAAGCGGCAGCUGGAGGAUGACCGGAGGCAGCUGCAGCAUCUCAAGUCCAAGGCUCUGCGGGAGAGAUGGCUCCUGGAGGGAGCCCCGGCUUCUGCCUCCGAGGAGGAAGAGGCCAUGAAGAAACAGAUGCAGGAGGAUGAGGUGAAGACCAAGGAGCUGGAGGAAACCAUCCAGAGGCUGGAGAAGGAGCUGGAGAUGCUGGAGAACAGCAGCUCAGUGGCCUCGACCAAGGAGAACCUGGCAGAGGCAGCAGCCAAGGAGGAGAAGAAGGCUGAGGCUGUCCCCAACACGCAGAAGAGUCCCCUGGGCACAGUUAAGGCUGACAAGAGGCUCUCCAGCAGCCCCAUGAAGGCAGUGGAAGGCAGUGAGAUGAUGAAGGCGGCCAUGUACUCGGUGGAGAUCACCGUGGAGAAGGACAGAGUGACCGGGGAGACCAAGGUCCUGUCCAGCACCACCAUGCUGCCCCAGAACCACUGCGUGCAGGGCGUCAAGGUGUACGAGGACGAGCUGAAAGUGGUGCACGCCGUGAGCGCCGAGGACGGGGCCCUGCAGAACGGGGCUCACCCCCUGAGCUCCUCCGAGGUGGACGAGCUCCUGCACAAGGCGGACGAGGCCGAAGGGCGCCAGAGCCCGGCCAAGGGCGGCGCGGGCAGCCAGAAGGCCACGCCACGACGGGAGAUCACGGGGCUGCAGGCCAAGGUGGCACCGGGCGAGGGGACAGAGGGCGGCCAGGAGCAGCAGCAGCCCGUCACCAUGAUCUUCAUGGGCUACCAGAACGUGGAGGAUGAGAACGAGACCAAGAAGGUGCUGGGGCUGGAGGGCACCAUCAAGGCCGAGCUGGUGGUGAUCGAGGAUGCCGAGGGCAAGGCCGAGCCGGCUCUCAAGGACCACACGCCGCCCAACGGCACCGCCCUGGAGCCGGCGCUGCCCCAGGGCGAGGAGGGCUCGGCGGGGCACGGUGCCAACGCCACGGAUGCCAAGGAGGCCGAGCAGGAGACAGACGCGAAGAAGCAGCGCUGCAAGUGCUGCACGGUGAUGUGAGCCCCGCGCCGAGCCCCCCGUUCCCCCGUCCCACCGGACACCGGCCCCUCUCUCUGCACAGCCGGGGACAUCCAGCGCGGUGCCAACGGCGGGGAUGCCCGGUGCCAGCCCCGUGCCGCCCCCACCAGCGCUGCCCGUGGUGUUUAUUAGUGCCCCCCUCGCCCCGUGCCCAGCACAGCCCCGCUGCCACCGACACCGCCCCGGAGCCGCCGGGGGAUGGAGCCGCCGGGCAGGGGAUCGGAGGACGUCGCUGUGUCCGUGGAUGAGUCCCCGGGAGCUGCCAGCCCGCGGUGGGCAUGGGAGCCAGCCCCGUGCCAGCCCCGUGCCAGCCCCGUGCCAGCCUCUCCCUCUGUGCCUCCAUCACCCAGCUCAGCAGGGCGAGGUUUUUCUCUGCUGGCCGCUGGCUGCCCCUGGGCAUCUCUGCUCCAUCUCCUCAUCCCUGCGCUCUCCAGGCCCUCCAGGGCAGGGUGUGCCCAGGGCAGCGUCCAUCCCUGCCUGGCAUUGGGCUGUGCUGAUGGCCAGAACCACCUGGGGCACCUGCAGGGCCUGCUCUGCACCCCCUGGGCUCAGCUCCACAUCUUGGAGCCCUCACUGUGCCAGCUGAGGGGGCUGAACUGUGCCCGUGUCCCACCAAAGGCAAUGCCAGUGAGGGAAGGGCAUGGGGGGCAUCAUCCAUCCCUGGCUGGCACUGGGCUGUGCUGAUGGCCAGAGUCACCUGCAGGGCCAGCCCAGGCUGUCCCCAGGCUGUUCCUGAGCUCAGCUCCGUGUCCUGGAGCCCUCACUGUGCCAGCUGAGGGGGCUGAACUGUGCUCGUGUCCCACCAAAGGCAAUGCCAGGGAGGGAAGGGCACGGAGGGCAUCAUCCAUCCCUGGCUGGCACUGGGCUGUGCUGAUGGCCUGGGGCUCCUGCAGGGCCAGUCCAGGCUGUCCCCUGCUCCUCCUGGCACGUCCUGGAGCCCUCCCUGUGCCAGCUGAGGGGGCUGAACUGUGCCCGUGCCCUGCCAAGGGCAGUGCCAGUGAGGGAGGGGCAGCUUGGGGGGCUCAGCCCUGUGGGGCAGAAUGGGCUGGGGGUCCUGUGGUUCCUCUGGCAGCGGCAGCGUGACCCAGCCUCCUGUUCCCUUCUUGUCUCUGCCGCGCUCUGGGCUCCUGGGCUGCAGCUUUGGGGUCCCCAGGGUGGGGGGGCAGCCCAGUUCACCCCAAAUUGGGGCGCUGGGAGCUGCCAGGGGUGUGUGGUGUCCCACAGAGGGGCUGCCCCACCCUGCACCCCGGCCCUUCAGUGGGGAUUCCACCACCAGCACCAGCGUUUCCUCCCCACUGACACCAGCUGGGGCAGGCAGGGGGAGCCCCCCAUGGUCCCCAGUGCCCACAUCAGCUGCCCCCGAGCUCUCCAGGAGCUUUGGGCAGGGUGAAGGAUCCUUCUUUAAACGUGAGAAGGUUCUUUCUGCCCUGGGGGUCCCCCAAAAUGUGUGUGGGGCAGAAUCCAAGCUGCCCAGCCCACCAGGACACCGCUGGUCAAACAGCCAAGGAUGGGGCUCAGCUCCCCCAAGGAUGGGCCUUUCCUUCCCCCACACUCCCCCUGUGUGAGCAGUGCCACCCCGUGUCCCCGUGCCACCCCUGGUGCCCGCCAGGUGCCCCCCAGGCUGCGGUUUUGUCCCCAUUGGAGUCACUGUGCUGAGCCCCAUGGGAGAGGCAGGGCUGGGUUAGGGGGGUUUGGAGGGCACUGCCAGGGCAAGGGGGGUUUGGGGGGCACUGCCAGGGCAAGGGGAGCCUCUCGUGCCCCUCCAUGCCCUGCUGGGCAUCGCUGCAGCCCCAUUGCUGCAGAGCAGGGCACGGCCUGGGGGCAAUGUCACCCCACAUCACCGCCCACCCCACCCCAUCCAUCCCACCCUGCAAACCCCCCCAGCCCCAAACUGGGGCUCCCUCCCCUCCCUGGCACCCCCCGCCCCUCAUUUGGCCCUGGGGGUGCUGGGGGGGCAGGAUGAGACCCCCGGGGGGGGUGUGGGGUGUGACAGGAGCGGGUGCUGGGCCUGGCAUCGUCCCCACCCCGCCCCACGCCCCCCUGUCCCCUCGCAGCUCUGCUGAAGUGCACUUCCCGUGCCCCUGAGCUUUUCACUUGUGCCGAAGCCCCGUUUGAAUUUCCCCUUCCCCCAUCCCAUCCCAUCCUCCCCACAGCCCGUUGUUUGUAAAACACCCAAAAACCGAGCAAAUAAAACCGUGUGGACAACCA
This is a messenger RNA of Melospiza melodia melodia, 3432 nucleotides long. It is a transcript of the gene PALM, whose product is annotated as paralemmin. NCBI's taxonomy places the organism in Eukaryota, Metazoa, Chordata, Aves, Passeriformes, Passerellidae. Bases 76 to 1206 code for a protein of 376 amino acids. The transcript has 9 exons. The record is from RefSeq and is a predicted model, not a curated record. Gene Ontology annotation, biological process: regulation of cell shape. Gene Ontology annotation, cellular component: plasma membrane.